Messenger RNA from Dama dama (fallow deer), 894 nucleotides. RefSeq names its product golgi associated RAB2 interactor 1A (gene GARIN1A). Gene Ontology annotation, cellular component: nucleus. The transcript has 5 exons. The coding region runs from base 1 to 894 and encodes 297 amino acids. The record is from RefSeq and is a predicted model, not a curated record. Lineage: Eukaryota; Metazoa; Chordata; Mammalia; Artiodactyla; Cervidae.
AUGAGUAAAAUUCGGGGCCUCCCACCUGAGGUCAGGGAACCAGACCCUGGAGUGGAACUUGGGGUGGAAGAUGGCCUCCUUUGUCAACUGAUUCAUUCUCCAGAAUUCAACUUGUUCUCUGACUCAGUGGUAUUUGAAAGCAUCUUUAUCCAGGUCACUAAGCCCGGAAACUGGAUGGAUGACUGUGAAGGGCCAACCACUGUGAUCCUUGGGGUGACCUCGUCCAUACCCUCCUUGCCACUCCCCAACAUCCUCCUGAUGGCCAACGUCACCUGGCCCCAGGGUCAGUUUUCCACCUGGAACACGCCGGGGAGUGCCCCAGUCAUCACCCUCAGCAGGAUUCUGCCCCUGAAGUAUGUGGAACUGCAAAUCUAUGACCGGCUCCAACGCAUCCUAAGGGUUAGGACGGUGACUGAAAAGAUUUACUACCUGAGGCUCCACGAAAAACACCCAGAGACCGUGUUUCAGUUCUGGAUCCGUUUGGUGAAAAUUCUGCAGAGAGGUCUGUCCAUCACCACCAAAGAUCCAAGAAUCCGAAUCUCUCACUGCCUGGUGCCCAAGUUGCCAACAGAAACAUCUGAAAGCAGCCUGCCAUCAUCCUCUCAGCCCAGUGAAAGCUCCAUGCUGUUGGCCGCCGAGCAGAAGAGUGACUAUUUCUUGAACCUCUCAGGAACUUCCCAGAACACAGUACACAGAAACACCAGCAGUGCCACUGAAAUAGACAAUUUCAACUUCAUCAACAACACAUCCUCGCCAGUGUCAUCCCCGGUCAUUUCGAAUAUACCCAUGAGAGCCACCUUGAGCCACAGUCUCUGGGAACAAGAGAAUGCUGAUGAGUACUACAUGCAGGCUCCUGUGGCCAGUUCCCUAGGAGAGAACUUUUGGGGACCCUAA